AUGGCGGAGCAAAUUUACAACAUUAAAGGAGCUCUGGACUCCGGAAGUGAGUUCACUGAGGACGCGGAGUUGGAGGCGAUCAAGGCACGGGUGAUGGAGCUGGAGGAAGAGGAAGAGGAGAAGCUGAGGGAAGCACAGUACUGUUCAGACAAGCUGUUUCCCUACGGCUCUCUACAGACAGGACUUUUCUACAGUAUGACGCCUGAGGAGAGGAUAGACGCUGACACCAGAUCUGUCUAUGUGGGGAAUGUGGAUUAUGGGACGACUGCCGAUGAGCUGGAGAUCUACUUUAACGGCUGUGGCCACGUGAACAGGGUCACUAUUCUUUGUGACAAAUUCACUGGCCAUCCGAAAGGGUUUGCAUACAUCGAGUUUUCUGAUAGAGAGUCGGUGAGGAUGGCCAUGGCUUUGGAUGAAACCUUGUUCAGAGGACGAGUCAUUAAGGUCUGCCCUAAACGCACCAACAUGCCAGGCAUCAGCAGCACAGACAGAGGGUUCAUGCGAGGGGGGCGUUUCCGAGGCAGAGGUAUCCGUGCUUCCCGGUUCCAUAAUGGCUUCCAGGGCAGAUUCCGCAGCUUCAUGAGGGGAAGUGGAAGAGCCCAACCUUGGUAUAUUUCAUACUGACAGAAUGAAGAGUCUGUUUCAGUUUUAUUUUUUUUCCCCCUUUUUAAGCACUUAUGGGUGCUAACUGUUCAGUGCUGUUAUGUUCCUGUCUUUAACGGACUCCCAGUCUACACAUCGAACUUCAUGGGUACAUUUUAAGUGCAUAUAUAUUUUUGUAUGGCUUCAAGUAUUUUGUCUGAUUUAAAGCCUGAAUGAUGAGGUUUGA
This is a messenger RNA of Neoarius graeffei (lesser salmon catfish), 829 nucleotides long. It is a transcript of the gene pabpn1l, whose product is annotated as PABPN1 like, cytoplasmic. Bases 1 to 624 code for a protein of 207 amino acids. Gene Ontology annotation, molecular function: RNA binding. NCBI's taxonomy places the organism in Eukaryota, Metazoa, Chordata, Actinopteri, Siluriformes, Ariidae. The record is from RefSeq and is a predicted model, not a curated record. The transcript has 7 exons.